Messenger RNA from Rotaria sordida, 894 nucleotides. The record is from the annotation of a GenBank genome assembly. NCBI's taxonomy places the organism in Eukaryota, Metazoa, Rotifera, Eurotatoria, Philodinida, Philodinidae.
AUGUUGAACAAAAGUUGUGAUAUACCUCAUAAUAUUAUGGAAUUAGAAGGUGAUCAUUUUUUUGAAUUCAUUAAACAAUAUUCAGGUGAGAAGGUGGCUAACCUUCUCGAAUUUCAAGAUAUUAGUAAUGUACAUUGUCUGCUUGCUUGUGAUGAUCCCUUAGAAAUUUUAUCAUUGGAUUCAAACGAUUUAUUAGAUUUAAAAAAGAAAACAUGCAUCAAGUUAAAUAAUAAUUCGUUUGUUGUUUUACCUGGAAUAAAGAGCAAAAUGAAUCUUUUAAAAAAUGCAAUAAUGAAGAAAUAUUAUCAACUAAAGAAAGGAACAUCAAAAACACCUUCAAAUAUUCUUGUAACAAACAAUCCAUCUACAAAUAGUUUGGUAAGUAACAAUUCUACUGAUUCUGCAAAUGGAUGUUUGAAUACACCAACGAAUACUUCUUCAUCAUUAAAUAUUAAUUUAAAAACUGAAGAAAAAAUAAAACAAUAUCUGAUCAAGUCUCUAGACGAGUGGUGCGAAAAGAUGAAAGAAAUUAAAAAUAAAAAUCAACAAAUAUUUCACCUCCAAGAAAAUGUUGAUUAUGAAAUUGUUAUUGAUAUUAAUGCAAACAAGGUAUUGAUUAGGUGCCAAUGUGGUGCAACUGCAACAUUAGGUCAAAAAAAUAAUAACUAUAUCCUAUCUAAUUAUAUUCGUCAUUUAACAAAUCGGAAACCUUGUUUUAUAGUUCAACAAAAACUGAAGAAUAUUAAUGAUAUUACAACUGACAAUGUAGCUUCUACAUUUUCUAACACAGAUGCUCCUGACGUCGAUCUGAAAACUCAUCCUACAUCACUUGAAAAGCGGAAAAGAAAUCACGAACUCAAUGCAUCAUCAGCUAAAAAGAAGAAAAAUAUUUGA